AUGAGUGCUGACAACUCGAACACCAAAUCCUCCUCUCAAUCCUCCUCUUCAUGGUUCUCCGCACCCUGGUGGUGGACCUUCGGAUCGGUACCAGAAAUUGAUUCCGAUUCCUUGCAUCAAUUAGUACAAUCAAAACCCGAACCACCUCUUCAAAUUAUUGAUGUUCGGACCGAAACUGAAUAUCAGGAAGGGCACAUUGAAGGCUCUAUGAAUUGUUCCUUCCUUCCUAACGUUUUCAGUUUUUCAAACCGAAUACAAGAAUUGAAAUUGGAUCCCUCUCGGCCUGUCUAUGCCAUUUGCUUGAGUGCUCAUCGUUCCAUUGCUGCCGUGAAAUGGCUCUCUCAGAAUGGAUAUCAGGCUUUUCAACUGAAAGGAGGUAUGAAAGAAUGGAGAAGGCUGAAUAAGCCGGAAGUGAAAGAUUGA
Naegleria fowleri is the source of this 423-nucleotide messenger RNA. RefSeq lists its product as uncharacterized. The coding region runs from base 1 to 423 and encodes 140 amino acids. Gene Ontology annotation, molecular function: thiosulfate-cyanide sulfurtransferase activity. The transcript has a single exon. NCBI's taxonomy places the organism in Eukaryota, Heterolobosea, Eutetramitea, Acrasida, Naegleriidae. The record is from RefSeq and is a predicted model, not a curated record.